Messenger RNA from Phoenix dactylifera (date palm), 4369 nucleotides. RefSeq lists its product as uncharacterized. Gene Ontology annotation, cellular component: cortical microtubule. Gene Ontology annotation, biological process: cortical microtubule organization. The record is from RefSeq and is a predicted model, not a curated record. NCBI's taxonomy places the organism in Eukaryota, Viridiplantae, Streptophyta, Magnoliopsida, Arecales, Arecaceae.
CGAAACCCACUCCAGCGAGAGCGAAGCUGUGUUCACUCGGAGCGCGAGAGGGAAAAAAGAAAGAAAAAAGCUUGCUUCCGGGAAAAUCUUUAGUUAAAGAAAACAAUUAAAAAGAAACCCUAGUGAGGUUGGUUGGCUCUCCGAUUCCUCUCCCUUCCAAACACUCGUAGCUUGAUCCAAUCUCUCUUCGCUCUGGCAUUCGGAUUCCCGGAAAGUUAGGGUUUCGUCGCCGGAUCUGCAACUCGAUUUCGCCCGCGAAUCGCCGAAUGCUGCCCUCCGGGGGCAGGUGAUUGAUAAAGGAGAGGUUUUCUGCACGCAAUUGGGCGGAUGGUGGAGGAAACCUAACUUCAGAGCUCGGGAGGGGAAGAGAUCAGAGGCCAUUGGGCUGUGGAAAUGGCUAUGGUGGUAGAACCGCUGCUCGACUCAUUCUGGAUGGAAGAUUGCAUGUCAUGGGUUUUUUUGGUGGAUGGGAGUCCUCAGUUUGGUGCGUGAGGAAGAGGGAGGGGUGGAGCUGCGGUGAGAGGGGACAGUGUGGUUGGAAAAGAUGCCUCCUUCACCUGCAUUGAGGUGCUCUCCUGGGAGGGACCAUAGAAUGGAAAAUACACACAAGAGGGGCCAAAGUUUUGAGAGUGGGCUAACGCACAAAGCCAAAGACGACGAUCUUGCACUUUUCAAUGAGAUGCAGAAUCGCGAGAGAGAAAACUUCUUGCUCCAUUCGACAGAUGAUUUUGAUGACUCUAUCUCAAAAUUGAGAUACUUCUCAGAUUUCAAGCUCAACAUCAACAUUCCAGCUCGAGGAGAGAGCAGUGAUCUACUGAAUGCAGAUGGCGAGAAAAAUGACUAUGAUUGGCUAUUGACUCCUCCUGAUACUCCUCUUUUUCCUUCAUUGGAUGAUGAUAAUGAUGAGCCUCAACCAGUUAACCUGGCCCCUAGGGGGAGGCCACGAAGUCAACCCAUUUCAAUAUCAAGAUCGACCAUGGGUGAGAAGGUGCACAGGACAGGUAGAAGCAGUGCCAGUCCGUGUCGACUAAGCCCAUCCCCCCGAUCUAGUUAUAGUGCAGUUCAAUCAAGAGUAAGGCCGUCCUCAGCUCCUCGUGCUAGCCCCCCUCCUGUUUUACGACCAACAACGCCGUCACGAAGAUCAAUAACUCCUCCAACAAAGCCAUCAAAACCUACUCCAAGGUCUUCAACUCCCACAUUGCAAAGGAUGAGCACUGGUUCAUGCGGGCAGGUGUUCUCCUCUGGAGCAAGGGGAACUUCCCCAGUAAAGGCAAGUCGGGGUAAUUCUGCUUCACCAAAAUUGCGAGGUUGGCAAUCAAACCUCCCUGGUUUCUCCUCGGAUGCACCGCCAAACCUCCGAACUUCUCUAUCGGAUCGGUCAACAUCACGUGUGAGGGGGUUGUCUCCAGCAUCUGGAAAUGGAAGGGAUUUAUCAUCAAAAUUUCGAAGGCAGUCAAUAUCACCAUCUUCGUCAAGAAGUGCCAGCUUGUCGCAUAGUCAUGAGCGAGAUCGCUUAAGCUCUUAUAGUAAGGCUUCUUCUGGUGAAGAUGAUGUGGAGUCAAUACGCUCUGUAUCUGUAGGAACAUAUGGCAGGUCCACAGCAAGAAAAAAUGGAGCAUCGGUGAAUAGCAGAGCUAUGGCAUUCUCCAAGAAGCCAUCCAGAAUGCCAUCUGUGAGUUCUGCCCCGAAAAGAUCUUUUGAUUCUGCACCUCGACAGAUGGAUCAUCGGACUCCACAAAAUAUGUUCAGGCCACUUUUAUCAAGUGUCCCUACGACCACGUUUUAUGUGGGGAAAGCAAACAGUUUGCACCGGCCUAUGUUCUCUAGAAAUUCUUCACUUACAACAAGCAGCAAUGCAAGCUCUGAGCAUGGAGCCAGUGUUGCUCCUGAUAUGGAGGAUAGUGACCAUGAGCAGAGUGAUCUGGCUGGUGAUUGGGGAAAGACUCAACAGCCUGAUACCCAAGAGGAAGUGUUUAUGUUUGAUAAAGUGGAUGAGAUAAAUGAAGAUGCAGGUCAUAGUAUUGAUGCCCGUAAGCUCCAAAGCAGUAAUGAAUGUUUUGAUGAAAGUAUGGCCAAUAAAAACUUUGAAGAGGCUAUGACUGACACAAUUGAUUCACCUGAGUUAGAAAAUUCCAUGAGCAAUGUUGGUGAUGCUUUGAGUAUUGCAUUUGCUUCUCAAACUUCAAAUGCUGCCAAUGAACAUUCUGAGGUUGACUCUCAUGGAAUUACUGCCAUUUGCUCUGAAUGUGGAAAACGCUUCCAUGUCAUGGAAGUGGAUGGUGACAUGGAUGUUUGUGAAGAAUGUGCUGCAAAAUAUAGGCUUUUAGCUUCUGUAGAACCUGGGGCUAAUGUUCUUGUAAUUCAUGAUGAAAUGGGUGAGCCAGGCAUUUCGACUGGAAAAGAUAGAUUGUGUGGUGAAGUGCAGCUACAAACAGGAGUGCUUGAAAUGUCAGAAAGGAACGGUGGUGAAGUUAUGGUUAGUCAACGUGGAAGAAACAGCGAACAAGAGCCUGAUGUCUUGCCGGACGGUUCUCCAUUUCAGUUGGCAAUGGAUCAGGAAGAGCUAAACCUUUCUCAACAGCAAAUGGACAGCCAGAGUGAAGUGAGUAUUCCUGAAUCUGAUAAUAGAAACAAGUCUCAACAAUCACAGCCCACUAGCCAACCGAGCCUGUGGUUUGACUGUCCUGAAGGUACAGGUAUUUCAGUACUGUUGCAAAGGUCAAGCAGCAGCAAAUGGCCUGUUGUACAGGGCAGAGCUUUCUCUGCUACAAAUAUACUUUGCUCUGAGCCAUCAUAUGCGAGAGAUAAUAUGAGUGUGACAAGGCGCAGCAUUGGGAGGGACAGUGCCUCAGCUUCAUCUUCUGUUGAUCUGGGAUCAUCUAGGUACACGGAAGUCUCUGUUCAGCGCCAGUUAAGCAGCAGGAAGGGUGAGAUGAACAAUGUCAGAAGUGAUUGUAACUCAGGUACUCGAAGCAUUGGUUCACAUUCAGAAAUUUUAAUAAAUGCCUCUGAAGCUCCAGUUCUUGCCAAAAGUGAAACAGGAGCUGAUUUUGAUAGCUUUGUUGCGGGUAUGGAGAAUAAGGCCCAGCAACAAAAGUUUUCUGCUACUGAAAUACAUAACUCUUCUAAAGGUACAGAGCUGAAUACCAUGGAGCACUCAUCUGUUGGGCAAGCCAUUGUCGGUGGAGAUUUAUCAGUCUGUGCUGAUAGCUACGUGGCAUCAAAUGCAUCUGACUCGCAAUCAUUGAGUCACCUGUUGAGUAUUAAUUUGCAUGAGGCUUCAUCGGCCGAUAACCUAAAUGAUGAGGAAUGUACGUCUUCAAACAAUGUUGAUGAAGUUCUCUGUGAACAUAAUGAAAGAAAUAUCCAAGACCCAGUAAUAAUUACUACUCCAGAUUGCUCUAUUAGUACAGAAGAUCAUAUGCUAAUUGAUACUGGCUGUAGAGUUGAUAUUUCUGAUGCUGCCACCCAUAUCUCUUCUAUUGUGGUCAUAGGAGAACAAAAUGAUCAUCAUAAUUCUCAAGACUCGCAAACUGAGUGCACACCCUCCCAAAUAUCAAGCAAUGUGGAGGAUAUUCAUGAAGGUCGUAUCUCCACAACGUCAGAUAAGGAUGUAUUGGUUUCUGCAUCUCAAUCUAACAUUGCUGAACAUCAUCAUUGUAUUCACGAAGAACCAACUGUAAUGGUUGAAGGUCCAAAGAGACAAAUGCUAAGAAGCUUGACGCUGGAAGAGGCAACUGACAGCAUACUUUUCUGCAGUUCUAUCAUUCAUGAUCUGGCCCACAGGGCUGCAACGAUUGGGAUGGAAAAGGAGUUGGUUCCACCUGUGGUUCCCCGUCCAACAGUUACAAUAUUAGGAAAAUCUGUUUCUGAUCAGAAAGACUUGUGCAAGAUUUCCAAUAAACGUAGUCCAUAUUCACGGAAGGUCAAACGGAAAAAGUUGGAGACCCUGACCACAUUACCUUCUGCAGAAUUGGGAAAUAGUUUGGAAAAAUCAGAUUCUACGCCUACAAAUGCUGAGAUUUCAAACACGGUGGAUGGUGUAAAGCCCCCGAAGCUGGAAUCAAAAUGCAACUGCACAGUGAUGUAGAGAGUUCUAAUUCAUUCAGUGCAUAUAUUUUGACAAGAACUGCAAUGUUUGCCACGUUCUCUCCCCUUCAGUCCAGUAUUUGUAGAGAUCUCUGUAUUCUUUCCGAAGAAUGAAAUUUCUAUACUUUCAGGGGAACAUCAGCAUGUAUGCCCCCAUUCCGAUGUAUGUGUAGAAUAUGCUGCGAGCUGGUAACAUGAUCUUGCAAAAUUAUUGUCUUUUUGAUCAGUUCACAAGAUGAAUCAGAGUUGUGAGACAGUCCAUUUCCCUGUUUUCCUACUA